GUCAGCAGUCGGUGGGCGGAAGAGCGGCAGUGUCUUUCGGUGUCUGCAGAUAAAGCCCAAACCGAACCGGGUCGUUUUGUCCGGAGAACGCGCAGCGAAGGGCCCGGUUCGUCUCCAGCGUUAAUGGCGGCCCCCGCGGGUCAGGCGGAUGUCCAGAUGGACCGAGGCGGCCAGACGGUCCCCUCCGAGGACAACAUUGACAUCGACGAGAAAGAGUUGGACAACAUCACAAAGAAACAGCGAGAAGACGACUCGGCGCCCCAGCUGCCUCUGCACUCGCCCUGGACCUUCUGGCUCGACAGGUCGCUGCCGGGCACCACGGCCGCAGAGUGCGAGUCCAACCUAAAGAAGAUCUACACCGUGCAGACGGUUCAGAUGUUCUGGGGCGUGUAUAACAACAUCCCUCCAGUCACAGCCCUGCCUUUGAGAUGUAGCUACCACUUAAUGCGCGGAGAAAGGAGGCCGCUGUGGGAAGAAGAAAGUAAUGCAAAAGGAGGCGUGUGGAAGAUGAAAAUCCCCAAAGAAAACGGUUCUACAGUUUGGAAGGAGUUGUUACUUGCCACUAUCGGGGAGCAGUUUGCAGAUUAUUGCGCUUCAGACGACGAGGUUGUCGGCGUCAGCGUUAGCGUUCGAGAUCGGGACGACGUCGUACAGAUAUGGAACAGAGACGCAACUCUCGCUAACGAAGCAAAUAUCUUGGGGAAAGUCUAUGAGCUGCUCCCGUAUAUAUCCUUUAAAGCAGUUUUUUAUAAGUCUCAUAUGGAACAUCAUGCCUUUGAGGGAGGACGCUCAAGACAUUAGAUUGUGAAGCACUUUUAUUUUAUUUUUUAAACCUGAACUCUGUACCUGCCUCCACAGAAGGCGAUGUCCAACAACAUAGUUAAGGAUAGUAUUUUUGCUUUCAAUGAGGAGAGGUUAUCAAUAUAUUUUUAUAUCUUUUAAUGACUGCUGCCUUGUUUUAAUCAUAACGUGGGUCCUAAAGCUCUGAGGGGUUCAGAGAAUGUAAACUGUGUAAAUCUCAUCCCAAAGGCAUUAAGUAGCGGGGGGGGGUGUAAGGUCCUGGUUUGCUGCAAUGUACUGACACGGUCCUGUCUUCUGCAUAUUCCAGGAAGCACUCACGCCGUUUAUGGUGGAGAGGUACAAGUCGUAUUCAGUACGUUAGAAUAUUACUGAAAAGUUUAUUUCACACACUAGCUUCAACGCAUUUUACAGAUUAAUCGCACACAGACUGAUGCUUUCUAGCUGUUAUUUCUGUUAUGUGGAUUUUCCAUUUGGAGGUAACGGAAACAGUAUUCAAGUUUAGAAUAUUACUUCAAAUCAAUACAAAACUUGUUUUAAAACAGAAUUUGGGGCUUAAUGAGGAGUAUGUUUAGCACCUGCUUAAAGGUCAUUUCCAAAAGUCACACGGUGACAAACGAGCCUCAUCAGAACCUGCGCUCUAAUCUACUGAAUGUGACGGUACCUUACUGCUUCCCCAUAGUGAUCCAUUCAGCUCGUUCAGUGCCAAAGCACGCUUCUGCUGUUUCAGACGUUCUUCUCGUCACCAUCCGACUGUUUCCUCCAGUCGGGAUUCAGCCGCUCACACGGAGGGAAUGUAACGCUUGCUUUUCUGAAAUAUCCAUCAAGUGUGAACUUGAAUCCCAAAACGUUGCACGUGGCUAUUUAUGCUAGUCUGCACAUCAUAAAGCCAUCAUAACGGAUCAAAGUGAAGUCCAGCACAGAUGUGGCCAUUGUUAUUUUUAAAGCUUUAUUUUUCUGAGGGGAAAAAAAACUUUUAAAAAGUGUCUCUGGGAGUGUUUUUAAUUUUAUUUCCCUCACCAUUGUAUUAGACCUGUUGUUAUAAUAGACCCCUGAAAUGAAGUUACUGAUUGUUAGAUGAGGUAAUGCUGCACAUUUUUCUUCAUAUCUGUUGCGACACGUUGCCACUAGCAGCAAAGCUGCAGGUUUUGCCUUCCUGCGCCGCGUCCUGCUGGAAGCACUGCACACAGGGAAGCAGGAGGCAUUACUUCUGCUUCACAGACGUACGUAGCUAGGUCAUACGGUCAUGUUUGGUGGUGGGUUGAGCUUUAAGAGACUGAGUUUUAUGUAGACUGCUGCUUAGGGGGAUGAGAGGAAAACGACCAAUAAAUAAAUCAGCUCCCGUCUGUACGAGAAGGUGUGAGAUUCAAGGAAGGUAUUCGUCUCUUAGCUUACUUUUUAAAACUGCACCAUUGAUUUAACACCUACUACAAGCUGUUUUUGAUUAAGUAGACGUUUAAGUCUGGUAGUUUUAGUCAUCACUUUUUGUAGUUGGUCUCUUGCUGGGUUGAAUUUUUUUUUUCUUUUUUUUCCUUCUGUAAAGUCUUUUUGCAGUGACAUGGACAGAUCAAAUAAAAUGGAGCUGAAAAUCUUU
Molecule: messenger RNA, 2392 nt
Organism: Fundulus heteroclitus (mummichog)
Lineage: Eukaryota; Metazoa; Chordata; Actinopteri; Cyprinodontiformes; Fundulidae
Product: eukaryotic translation initiation factor 4E type 3
Exons: 7
Coding region: 124-801 (225 amino acids)
Biological process (GO): translational initiation
Cellular component (GO): eukaryotic translation initiation factor 4F complex
Molecular function (GO): translation initiation factor activity; RNA 7-methylguanosine cap binding
Source: RefSeq, a predicted model, not a curated record